Acanthosepion pharaonis is the source of this 1191-nucleotide messenger RNA. The record is from the annotation of a GenBank genome assembly. NCBI's taxonomy places the organism in Eukaryota, Metazoa, Mollusca, Cephalopoda, Sepiida, Sepiidae.
AUGGAAUGCGAAAAACCCUUCCUAUCAGUCCAAACCGAAUCUGAUCGCUUUCUUUCACUAUCCCUCACGAAAAAUAUCUCGGUAUUUCUCAUCUUCUCUAUCUAUCUAUCUAUCUAUCUAUCUAUCUAUCUUAUCUAUCUAUUUAGUCUAUCAGAUUCUAUCUAUCUAUUUAUUUAUUAUCUAUCUAUCUAUCUAUCUAUAACUUGUCUAUUGAUCUCUCUCUCUAUCUAUCUAAAAUCUUCUAUCUAUCUAUCUAUCUAUCUAUCUAUCUAUUUUCAUUUAUCUAUCUAUCUAUUAUCUAUCUAUCUAUCUAUCUAUAAACUGAGGUUUGGUCAAAUGCUAAUUAUAUGGAUCUCUCUAUCUAUCUCUAUCAUAUCUAUCUAUCUAUUCAUCUAUUCUAUCUAUCUAUCUAUCUAUUUUAGUUUGGAAAUUGAAAUACUAAAUUAUUCAAAUCCCACUAUCUAUCUAUCUAUCUAUCUAUCUAUCUAUCUAUCUAUCUAUCUAUCUAUCUAUCUAUCAUUUUCUCUAGCUUUUCUCGACUUCUUUCUUUCUUUCUUUCUUUCUUUCUUUCUUUCUUUGCCACCAAUUCAUUUAUUUCACCAAUUUCAAAGAAAUCUCCAGGACACCGCACUUUCUUUGGCCAGAAGUGGCAUCGUCACCACGGUACCAGAAUCUAUGCUAUCACGCCAAAUUAUACCCUCCCACUUUUCCUCUAUCACUUGCUCCUUCAACUCUUUACACAGGGGUUAUCUAGUACUCAAUAACGACGUUUCGUGUGAGUUUAUCGAUCUCUUGCCCUGUAAAAAUUGCAAAACAUUAUUUUUCAUCUAUCUAUCUAUCUAUCUAUCUAUCUAUCUAUCUAAUAUUUAUCUAUCUAUUCUAUCUAUCUAUCUAUCUAUGUCCAUCUAUUCCAAAUUGGUCUGUCUACUAUCUAUCUAUCUAUCUAUCUAUCUAUCUAUCUAUCUAUAUUCUAUCUAUCUAUCUAUAUCUAUCUCAGUCUGUUCAUAUCUAUCUAUCUAUAAUAUCUAUUCAUCUAUCUAUCUAUCUAUUGAUAUCUAUCCUAUCUAUCUAUCUAUCUAUCUAUCCAUAUAUAUCUAUCUAUAUAUCUAUCUAUCUAUCUAUCUAUCUUUUGAUUACAGUCUGUGCAUAUCUAUAUCAUAUAAAUCUAUCAUUUAUCUUAUAUCUAUCUAG